AUGUUUCCAAUGACUUCGUCGUUGUAUCGGAGGAUUUGUUUUGCAAGGAUGCGUAUUGCAUUCUUGUUGUUCUGUAUACUAGUGGCUCUAAUAUGCUGCGUGUUUGUGAUACCCGUACGGAAUGUGGUGUUUUCUUCGGCUAUUGAAUACGCUUGGAAAGAAAUACCAACGUCCAACUUGCUUCAGAUACACUAUUCUAAAGAAAUAAUUCCUGAUGGAGUUUAUCAGAUUGUGGCUUGCUACGAGCACCAGUCACCCAGAGUUUCUAAAAGUGAUGUAAAUACUUCUAGGAUUUUACCAUGUUCGCAUACAGAGAAUGCAAGCUUGACUUGGGAGAUAUUGCAAAGACAGCACGGCAGAUUUUUGCCGUUUCUAAACAUGGAACAGAAAAUCCAAAUGUUGUGCUUAUACUCUGUGCUCAGCGAGGUGUUAUCGGAUGUGAAUGUGGAGCACUUCUUAGUCGGUGGUUCUUUGUUAGGGAUAAUGCGCCACCGCGGUAUGAUCCCCUGGGAUGAUGAUCUUGAUAUAGCCGUGAGCUUCCAACAUUUGGAUAUCAUCAAGCAGACGCUAUCGUGUGUCCAAGGCUUCGAGUUGACAAUACGGCCACAUCUUCAUUGGAAGUUUCAUUAUUCUGGGUCCGAUUAUCCGUUUGUUGACAUAUUCUUCUACCAAAUGGAUGAGAGCUACGUAUGGUCAUUAACGUACUAUAUUCGCAACACUUUCAUAUACCCAAGGACGGACGUCUUUCCAUUACGCACAGGUAUCUUUGAGGGACUACGAGUACCGAUUCCUGGUAACGCUUUGGCGAUUGCUAAAAGGAUUUACGAAUAUGAUAAAUGUACUGCUUACCCUAACCAUGUAGAACUGAGGGACCCGACUUUGCUCAGAGAGCAUCCUUGUGGCUUUGUUGUUACAAGUUUAGAUUGCCGGGAGCUCUCUUAUAUCUACAGGAUGUAUCAUUUACAUGAAUCCCCGUGA
Molecule: messenger RNA, 978 nt
Organism: Candidula unifasciata
Lineage: Eukaryota; Metazoa; Mollusca; Gastropoda; Stylommatophora; Geomitridae
Source: the annotation of a GenBank genome assembly